Molecule: messenger RNA, 609 nt
Organism: Volvox carteri f. nagariensis
Lineage: Eukaryota; Viridiplantae; Chlorophyta; Chlorophyceae; Chlamydomonadales; Volvocaceae
Exons: 2
Source: RefSeq, a predicted model, not a curated record
CCACCUUGCCACCGGAGGGUACCCUCCUGUACCACCCUGCCACCGGGGGUACCCUCCUGUACCAACCUGCCACCGGAGGGUACCCUCCUGUACCACCCUGCCACCGGAGGAUACCCUCCUGUACCACCCUGCCACCGGAGGAUACCCUCCUGUACCAUCCUGCCACCGGAGGAUACCCUCCUGUACCACCCUGCCACCGGAGGAUACCCUCCUGUACCACCUUGCCACCGGAGGGUACCCUCCUGUACCACCCUGCCACCGGAGUGUACCCUCCUGUACCACCCUGCCACCGGAGGAUACCCUCCUGUACCACCCUGCCACCGGAGGAUACCCUCCUGUACCACCCUGCCACCGGCGGGAUACCCUCCUGUACCACCCUGCCACCGGAGGAUACCCUCCUGUACCACCCUGCCACCGGAGGAUACCCUCCUGUACCACCCUGCCACCGGAGGAUACCCUCCUGUACCACCUUGCCACCGGAGGGUACCCUCCUGUACCACCCUGCCACCGGAGUGUACCCUCCUGUACCACCCUGCCACCGGAGGAUACCCUCCUGUACCACCCUGCCACCGGAGGAUACCCUCCUGUACCACCCUGCCACCGGCGGAU